Messenger RNA from Falco peregrinus (peregrine falcon), 7741 nucleotides. RefSeq names its product coiled-coil-helix-coiled-coil-helix domain containing 7 (gene CHCHD7). The transcript is spliced from 4 exons. The record is from RefSeq and is a predicted model, not a curated record. Lineage: Eukaryota; Metazoa; Chordata; Aves; Falconiformes; Falconidae. The coding region runs from base 159 to 413 and encodes 84 amino acids.
GGGAGCCGCGAGGCCGGGAGCGGGGUAGGCUGCGCCCGUAUUUAAGCGGGCUGCCCGAGCCGCUGACGUCUUUCGAAUUGGAGACGGGCUGCCCCCUCCCGCCCGGGCUCCCGCGGACACGGCCGGGGACGGAGCCAAGAUACAAGUGUCUGUCUGCAAUGCCCAGGCAUGCACAACAGUUUAGAGACCAUGAUACAAAUCCAUGUAUAGCGGAAACAGAUGCCUCUAGAAAAUGCAUGGACGACAACAACUAUAAAAAGGAUAUGUGUACUGAUUAUUUUCUGAAGUACAAAAGCUGCAGAAAAUUCUGGCAUAACAUCAUGAUACAAAGGAGAAGAAAUGGUGUAAAACCAGAGAUGCCCUCAGCAGAAGAGAGAAAGAAAAUACUGGAAUCAAUGGGGAAGCCCUACUGACUAGAAACUUGCAUGGACUGACUUUUCACUGUACAUGUGAAGACUUACCAGCAGCAGGUUGCCCUCUUAUGAAAUGGACUUUACAGUUGCCAAAUCUUGGAUUAAAAUAAGCUCUUAAAUUUUGAAAUGUGUGAGCUCUCUAGGAUUCAACCUCUUGGUUUUAUUCAUAUUGCCUGUCUGUGGAAGACAUGGGUAUUAACAUAACUUUUGUCUAGAUACGUUGGAUGUAGAAACUAACUUGCUGUGAAAUGCUGAACAGAAAGUAAAUGGCACUCACAGAAAGACUGUGUGAAAAGAGGGGGCUGAUGAGUAUUGCAGCGUAGUUCUAAGGAUGGAACAGGUUGAGAGACUGGUAUGUGCACAACAUGUUUCUUGUAUCCAGCUAUGCUGCCUAAUAGUACGGAUUUACCAUGUGUGAUUUUAUCACUAUCUUUAUGAGUUGUAGUCUGUGUCCCCAGUUUUAAUAAGGCUGUUCAUGAACUAAAAAUCUGAAAUCCAACAAGCCUGUCACUAGGCCUGCUGCUGCACUUACUGCUGACAACAGAAGCUUGUAAUAAAUCAGAUCUGCAGGCCUUGCUUGUUACAAGGUUAGAGAGGUUGAUGCAGAUAGAACUGAACUACUCAGGUCUGAACUGAAUAGUACCUUCUGUGGAUAGUAAAUAGAUACUUUGCUGGCAGGGAGGUAGGGGGGACUUGUAGACAUGUAAACAUAUACUCUGAGUGACAUGGCAGGUUUAACUAUAGUACAUGUAUCUAAGACUGUGGACAGCUGAAGCCCUGGGUUUGGAAAUGCUUACUCAUACAAGACUACGAAACUGAGUUUGAACAGGUACUCUGAUCUUAAGUAAGAUUGAUUCUUUAACUAAACCAAAGAACUAACAAGUGUAAAUAUGUUGCUGUCUAGUGGAAACACUGUUUUCUUACCUCUAGUACCUUCUGUUAUCCUGGCUUAAAAGCUUGCACCCUGUGGUAAAACAGAAAAAACACUGUCGUGAGCUCAAAUUCCAUAUGAAAUCCUUUAGGACUUGCUGUGAUCAAGUUGGCAGAACUCUGGCUGACCUCGUGGAGGAUGGUGUAAAAGUGUUGUCUCUCUAUUUAGACUGUUUUGGAAAGACUUCAUGGCUUCCUGUUUCUCCCUCUGUCUGGCUUGUCUUAUUUCUUUCCACUGGAGGCCUAUUUCCAUGCUUAGUGCGAUUUUUACACUUACCUUAUAUAUAAAUGGAAACACAAUUUCCCUCUUGUUAUUCGACCUGACCUGGUAACUAAUAGAGAUAUGCUUUUGCUUCUCUUCUUUCUGGCUGUUCUCCUUAUACAUCUGAAUUUCAAAAUGGAUUUGAUCAUACCUGUUCUGUUAUUGGAAUGAGUGUGUAACACUAUACCUUUUGAGAUGCAGCAAUCUGAGCAUGGCUGUGCAGCCUCCAAGCCAUGUCACAAGUUCUCUAGUUUGUUGCUGGUAAGGGAAAUGGACUCUCUUCAACCAGGAUCAUCAGGUUUUUUAAAUUACUUUCUCUGCAUGUAAAAUUGAAACUUUGCUGACAUCUUUUUUUUUUGUGUGUGUGUAACAGAAGAAACUUUCAUUAUAGAUUCAAAGGCACUUUCUUAUGCAUUGCCUCCUUGCCACCUUCUUCCAAUACUUCCUACAUACCAGUCUGUCUUCCCCCCACGCGCCUGCCUCCCCCCCCCACACACACAUUUGGCACCAAUUCUUUGUUAUUGGUUUUGAGCACCUUGGUCUGUUCUCAUUCUGACAUGUUUUCUUCUAGUACCUUUGUUCUGUCUCUGAUCUGUCUAAUGAUGUAAUCCUGCAGUGACUUCCUAUUACAGCUCCUUUUUGAAGGUCUUACGUUCUCUGUUCUCCCUGUCUUAGAGCAGAGCUCCUUGCUUUCAUUAGUCAAACUUGGCCAUAAUACUUCCUCACUGGCCAUGCUUCUAUUUGAUCUUCUUAUUGAUCUGCAGUUUUUGGGGAGCUGUUGUCCUCUUUUUCCUUAUGGCUGUGUCUCUCUGGACUCUUCUGGUUUUGCUGCCUUGCUUGUCUAAGGGCACCUUCUCUCCUACUUGGCACAGGUUUGUCAUUUGGCACCUCUGCUCUAUCUUUCAGCAUGUUCUUUGCUCCUAUGGCUUUAGCUGCUAUUCUAGUGCUUGCUGUUUUCCUGUUGCUCUGCUCUUCUGGGCUUAUGUUAAAAUCAACUGUAUGUUUUAGUUCUAUGCAAGAAAAACGGCAUCUACUAUUGAUGUGAUUAUGCUGAGUUUUCCUUGCAUAAGCUCAGGUUCCUUAGUCAUCUUGUUUAUCCUAGGUUUUCCUUUCAACUUUUCUUUGAAUGUAGAAAUGCCCUUUCUCUUAGGUUAAUUGUUGUAUUUACAGUUUUUUUUCUUGCCAGUAUUUACUUGGAAAGUUUCCACUGUGUUUAUUUUCUUCUAGGGGAUGACCGACUUGUCUUUGGACUUUAAUAGGAACCCUGUGCUACUUUGCCAAGUGUUUGUAAAGAAGCUAGUACUGGGCUGCAGAAAGAAAAGGAGAUGCAUUCCCUGCUUUCAUGUAUCAAUGCAAGAAUGUGGGAUCACAGGACAGGCUAAGGCACAUGUAAUGCAAGAACAGUAUUCUAAUAUUAGAUUUCCUGAUCAUCACUGAACAUACAUGGUAAGCUCCCUGUGGGUGUUAGAACAAAAUAGAGUUUAGUGAAGAACUGAGGGCAAUUUAAGCAGUGACUUUGUAGAUUUAAUUCAGGUAGUUAGUCAUCUAUUGUAGGGAAUGCAGUUUAUUCUUUUAUUUCCAUUGCACAUGCCUUACAGUUGCUGUUAAGUAACAGUUUUAUGAAAAAUUUUGAAAAGCAAAAAGUUUUCUUCCUCAUGUCGUAAUGCCUCUCAAGUAAUCCAUUAGUUAAGCCUGGGUCUUCAUCAUUAUUUUUUUUUUCCCGUCACUGGAGGUUGCUGUUCUUGCUUAUAAACUGCUAAAGCUCAAGAGUGGUAAGUUACGAUAGCUAAAACACAGGCUCUUAUGUAUGAAAUGGUUGAGUUUUUUCCAUUAAUUUUUGUAGUGUGAUUAACUGUCUUUGGUUGUGAGCCAAAGACAAUGGUCUUUUCCCUCAUAAGCUCUCAAGUAUAUUCCAUACUUCGCUGAAACACUGAGGUAAGCUAUAGCCUGCCAGGUCUUACUGGGCUGAAUUCUUAGUUUUGCUGAAGCAUGCUCUUUUGUAGUAACCUAGAAAACAUAACACAGUUGACCAAUAUCGUUAAUACAGAAGCAGGGAAUGGACUGAGAUGAGUUUUGUUGUGUUUGAUAGGUGUAAUUCUUAAUUUUGCUUGUGGUACAAGGACCAAAUCUGGAUAGUGGCAUUAAUGUUUGAUUAUUUUUAUUGGUUGACAGCUGGAUGGUGCUGUUGCAUAACAGACUAUAUGAAAAGAGACUCACUCCACCCACCACUGGCUCUUUCAAGCUUUUUUAGCCUCUUCCCACAGAGAUGGCAAAAUUCACACAGGAGAAAGGGAAGAUUGGUACUGCCUCUACACUACAAACAGAGGAGCAGGACAAGAGUCUAAGUUGCUACUGUUUUCACAGGUUUCUGUGCAGCUUGAGAAGUUUUGGACUAUGGUCCUUGAAAAAGAGUAUUUUUCACAGUGUUCAUUUGAUCACAGUUGAGCACUGAGCAGCAGCUAUAGGCUCUCUGCCAGGCCCAGGUGAACAUCCAGACUCCCAUAUGUACAUUUUUUUUACCAUCUCAUCCUUCCCAUUACCUUGCAGUGCGAGGCCUUUAUGUUUGGCUCCAGAAGCUUUCUGCUGCCAGAGCUGGGAUGAGUCCGUGCUCUUGAAGGUGUUGAAGUUUGUCAUCUAGCUCAAGUCCUGAAGACUUUUUUUUUGGAUUUAAUAGCUGAAGCUUUGAAAGGCAGGGAGCUGCAUGCGCUGCAACUCUUGAGUGUUUUCCAUGGUCUUCCCCUAAUAAAACUUUGCACUUGUGUGAUCAAGGGUAUGCAUAUAAGGAAGGUUUUCCUAAAACUUGUGCGGAAUAGAUGGGAUGAAUGUAGAGUAUACAAUGUUAUUCUGCUCUAAUGCCUUUGGAGGCAGCCCUUAACUCAAACUCGGGCUAAAAGUAUCUGCAUCUUUAAAGUCAGCCAAAAUAGCUAUGAAAAAAGCAGUUGUAAUCUGAAAAGUCUGGAAAAAUAGCACACUACUGCAGACUUUUAUUCUCUUUCAAGAAUUGGAGGCAACUGGGGGAAAAAAUUCUGUAAGAAAGUAGUGAAACAGGCAUAGUACGAGUCUUUGUUGUUGCAGCCUAUUUGAUAGAAAAAAACCUGAGGGAAGUACUGCAUUUAUACUGACUGAAUACAGCAUAUCAUGAAAGUAAAACUUCAGUAUGUUUUGUAUACGUGACACCAUGUAUGUAGUAACUGAGGCUCAGCAGAUUUUUAGUAACUUCGCUCCAUCCUUUAGGAUCCUUUCUGUCUGGAUGGCUGCUAUCUCAAAAUCCUUUUCAGAGGAUUUUCAGUUUUAAGACCUUCAGUGUAAAAAUCUUAGAUCACACAAUUACUUCCCUUUUGACAACUAAGCUGCUAGACUGAAUGCAGCAACUUUAAAUUCUUUGCAACUUGCUUGUCUCUCUUCAGCAUGCCUUUCAAUAAACUCUGCUGUUUCCUCACACUGAUGCUAUAUUCUACCCUGUGGACACUGUUCUCUUACUGUGUUAUUUUUUGAUUAUAUUUUUUCCUUCAGGUACAAUACUGUUUCAUCUCCUGAUUUCUAUAUUACCUUUUUGCUUUUAUCAAUUACCCUGCUUCCCACCCUGUCUUGUAACUUUGCUCACCAUGCCUGAGAUUCAAAGUUAAUCUUUGAGGUUUUAUUCUACAGCUUUAUCCUCCCCUGUUGCCUGAUCAGCUCUUUUGCAAGCUAAUUUACGUUAGCUCUGGCUGAAAUACCUUCUCUCUCAUGAAAAAAAUCAGUUGUAUAAUGCAUAUAUAAGUGCCUUGGUUUUAAGAACACUGUCUUUCAACUCAGAAAUACAAUUCUUUAGUUACUGCCCUGUGAUAAAAAAGAAAGAGGCUACUGUAGUAGCAAACUCGCAAGACUACAUGUGUAUCUGUAUAAAAUGUUAAUGAGGUAGCUGGUGAAAGCAUCUCCCCUCCCUUUUUUUUUUUAAUUCUGUUAACCCUUUCUCAAAAAAAGCUUUCCAGGCUCAUUUGUUGUAUGGUGGCAUGUUACAUGUAAUUCAAGCUGUCUGCUCCUUGAGCAGCAACCUGCCAUUUCUGAUUGGUGUGUAGAAUUCUGUACACAGCUAUGGCACUAGAGAAACAUUAAAAAUAAUACUGAAGUUGGUUAGGCUGAGAGCCAUGAUAGAUUUUCCUGUCUUUCUGAUACUGAAGUAAUGUGGCAGAUGGCCUAAUUAUUAUUAGCAGUUCCUUCCCUAGCAAAUCUCUUCUGAGGAGAGACAAGAGGGGUAUUUAAUAUGAAAUGCUUUUUCCUGAUGCUGUCUGUGGGAGUAAUUCCUUAUUUUGUUAUAUAAUACCAAACAAUCAGAUAAGCUGGGUGGCAUGGUUUUUCUGUCAAGGAGACAGAAGUUUCUUUUGGUGGUGGUUUGUUUUUUUUAAAGCUAAUAAAACCUUCAUUGUCAGUGAAGCUAGGCAUACAUCUAUUUUUCUAAAACUUUUUUUAAAAUGAACUUUGAGUAUUCUUUUCUAGAUCUAGGCUUUUUCCAAAAUCCCAAAGGAUUAUUGAUAUUCACAGCCUCCCUGUGUCAGGGGCUUUGUGGUUGUUUGGGGUUUUUUUGCAACAUUCAGCUUGAGCAGAUUCUGUCUGGACCACCAACCCUAAUUUAUUUAAAUCUAUGUGGAGCUGUUUCACAACCUGCUAUUGUUUCUUUUUUUUAAAACUCAGAUAUUGAUUGUUGGUGAAUUGUGUUUUGCAUUGCACUAUUCUUCCAAUCAUCACUCUCUUAAAAGUCCCACUACACUUGGGCUACCUCUUUACCUAUUUUACUUUGAUAAAAAGCAAUGUGCUGUAAACACUUAGUGAUAUUUAAGUGACUUUGGCAGAAUACAGACUUGAAAAGGAAAUGAAAAUUGCUCAAUCCCUGCUAUUUUCUUGAACAUUGCUUUCAUUUUCAAAGAGUUUCAAAACCAUCUUGCUUCCUCUUUCAAUUUCAUAAUACUUCUGGGUCACAUUAGUGGAUGCAAGCUAUGAGCCACCUUUUGAAGCUGCUAUGUAACAAACAUUUUCUCUUAAUGUCAAACUCUUACUUUACGUGGAAAACACUUUUACCCUUUUAUGGCAAAUGUUUCUACAAAUACUGCCUUCUGUUUUAGCUUUUUUCUCUGUACUACAUACUUCAUUCUCUUCUAGCAGAGAGGUCCUUUUGUAUCUAACAUUCUCAGUGGAACAGAAAUGCAUGCGUCUUUGCCUGUUCUUUAUCUCUCACUUCUCAGUAUUUUAAGUUUACACCUUUUCCAAUAUACUUUAAGAAAAUUUUUUUAAAAUUCAGCCUUUGAAUUUGAAAAGGUACUGUUUAAUUCCUGUACUUUAGCACCUUAACUAUGCUGUGCUUGGUUUGGUUGGGUUGGUUUUUUUUAAUACUUCAUGUGAUAGUCCCUGGCACAAAGGACAGGUUUUGUGCCUGGAAGCUAUCAGUGUCAUCCAUUGCCCUGUAACAUAAGAAUGGUCACCCGUAGUCAUUGCAAAACACCAUUUCAUGUGUGCUGUGAAUCAGUAGAUUUAAAAUAAAAAGUAACAAAACAAUUUUUACAAAAGCAAGCCUCUCCUUAAAUUUACUGUUACUGGAAAUAAAAAGAUUUCUUUAACUGCUUUUUAGUAAAGGCACUUGAAUAUGAAUGCUGGAUGAUAUUAAAAGCUUCAAACUAUACAGUUUGGCAACUGUGUAGGUUGGGGAUCAGAUUUAUGUUGUAUAUACAUACAAGAAAAUUGGUGUCUUAACAUGGAAAACAAUAAAAGAUGAUGUAUAAUGACAAACAAGAUUAUGCUUAAGUUGGAGAAGAGGGUACUCACUGAAUAUGCUAAAGGCAAUUCACAGCUUUUAAGACAAAGACUAAUAGCAGAAAUAGGGGAAAUCGGCUCAAGUUUGCAAACAAUCAUAAGCCUGUUUAGAUUCUUCACAUUUUUUGAUUAUAAAAGAUUACAGUUCUGUUAGAAAAGAUUUUUUGCAAUGUCUUCGCAGAAAUGACCUGCUAGUAAUACUUUCUUAUAUUGUCACGUGAAUCUCAAAAACUUGUCUUGCCUUGAAACUUGUAACCCUGAGCAGUCCUUGACUCUGGAGUUUGAUGCAACUGUUGAAGUGAUCAGUGAAUGUGAUUGUAUAUUAAAAGUAUGUGUGAGGUUUUGUGAUGUA